AUGGAGAAGGGGUUCGCGUUCCAGACGCCAGCCUUCCUGGGCACGCGCUUUCGGCAGAACCACCAGAUCCGGCAGGUGAAGAACAACUCGCGCCCGCAUCUCGCCUCGCACCGCUCGCUGUAUCCCAACAGCUCGCACUCGGCGCCCUCGCUCGGCCUUCUCACCGCACGCGGUCUACCGGUCGGAGCCAACUUCGCGCGCACGCACCUCUCGUCCCACCGCCGACGCCAUCUGCGUCGCUGCUACGAUCUGGUGCACGUCUGUCUGCAGCGGCGUCAGCUCGCGCUGGCUGCGCGGUUUCUGCGUGUCAUACUGGCAGCGCACGAAUGGACGACCGAUGAAACAUGGCGUCUGGCACUACUUAUUCUUUCGCUUCAACCUACGCCGGAUGGAGGGUCAGGUGGAUCGAGUGCGAGGAUGCGGUACUUGCAGCAGCUGGAUUUGGAGGAGAGCUCGGUGUUCAAGGCGACGCACACGACGUAUGCGCUCGUGGGCGAGUACGUAGCAGCAGGCAAGUUGCUCGAGGCAGUCGAGCUGCUGGAGCAGCGCGUCAACACGCAUCCAUACAAGAGUCAACCUGAGCUCCACACCACAUUGGGGCUGCUCUACGUGUUUCUGGGGCUCAAGACCCUGGAAAGCAGGGGGCAGAUGACGGAAGAAGGCGUGGGGUUGAGGGCGCUGGAUAGGACGACGAGGGAGAAAGCACGGCGGUGCUUUGAGCAAGCUGUGCAGGUGGGCGAUGCGUGGGUGAGGACAGAAACGCACCGCAGGCAGAGGAUCUACUUUAUGCAUCGCAAGCACGAGCGGCACGAUGCGGCGCGGCUGGCGCAAACACGGACGCGACUGUGGGGGACCGACCCACUGCAAGCGGAUACCGACGAUGCAUGGCCGGAGAAAGAGCACCCCGAUAUCGCCAGGGUGCGCAGACGACUUGCGCGUGCGGAGGGACGCGAAGAAGAGGAAGAGUCGGUGCAGAGCGGGAGCGAGACGGCGGGUGAGGACGAGUCGGUGCGGUCGGAUUCGGCUUCGUCCGACGACAACGGCGACGAUGAGCCCGAGCGUGGUCGCUCGCACACACGCACACCGUCCCUACCACGCGCCCCCCAUGACGAAGAUGAAGAGGACGAGCUGGACAAAGAUGAGCAGGGCACAGAGGAGGGAGGUGAAGCCGAGCCACGCACUGGCCCACGCGCGUGGGCACAAACCUGGCCCGAGGUGGCAUCGACCUGGACCGUGGCGGAGCCAUUUGCGGUCGAGAUGGCACGUACGUUCCUCGCGCUCUUCCCCGCCGUUGCACCUCGCCCCACCGCCGAGCCCGAGCCCGAGGACGAUACGCGGCUGCGCCAAAUCCUGUUCGACGAUCCAGACGUCCCCGAAUCCGUGUUCGAUUCCGAAGACGAGCAGAAACCGCGCGGCAAACAUGGUAAACAUGGCAAACAUGGCAAGCGCGAGCACCGGGACCGCACGCGCGAGCGCAAGCACAAACGCCCCCGUCACUAG
Messenger RNA from Moesziomyces aphidis, 1500 nucleotides. The record is from the annotation of a GenBank genome assembly. NCBI's taxonomy places the organism in Eukaryota, Fungi, Basidiomycota, Ustilaginomycetes, Ustilaginales, Ustilaginaceae.